CCGUGUCCUUCUGGUCUAACGUCCACAGGAAUCUGUUUCCUGGCUGCAUUCAGAACUGGUUUGAAACUGGAGCCGGUUGGACUUCAGGAACACAAAGCUGUUCCAAAGAUCCAGAGGAAGAAGUCAAAGAAAGAACAGAUGCAUUUGUGUCAGAGGGAAACAAAGUGAAGAGCUUAACCUCUGCAAAUGGAGAUCAUGAGUUCAUGAGAUAGUGCUGUUAGUGAUCUGCGUCCCACUCCUGAGGUUCCAAGUCUUCCCAGGUCACUACUGAGUGUUGGAGCCCAAACACUGAGUAGAGUCUCCAGCUUGACCAGACAAGAGCCCACACUGCCUUUUACUGUCAGUCCACGGUCAGCUGAUCAAGUCUUUCUCCACCAUGUUGAAAAUUACUGACAAACUUUACUGGAAGACCUGGGAGGGAUCUCUUCCAGAUGGAGCUGUUAGUAUCUGGAACAGCGACUGCAAUCGCACCGACUAUGUGAGCAAACCCUCAAAUCGAGUGGAAUGCGGUUUAUACACACAAAGCCUCGGUCCCUACUGCUACUAUACAUUGAGUGGCCGUGAGCUGAAAGAUCCCUCAUUCCUCAUCCUUGUGAAUGAAGAUAAUUUUGAAGAUCUUGUCUGGAUAAGUGAUUCAAACGGUGGGGUACCUAAAAACGCUGUGAGGUCUGCUGAUGCAGUCUACGUAGGAAAGAACCAGUAUGGUCUAGGGAAGGUGGUCCCUCAACACCAUUGCCUUUUUUUACCCUUGAAAGGUCGUGAAUCUUGGUACCGCCAGUACGAGGUCCUGACCUACAACACUGAUGUGAAAAGUGAUGUUCUCUCUUGUGUUGAGUACCAAAUAGAUAAAGCUAAAAUUAAACACCUCCCUCCGGAAACAAUAAAAAAAUCAGAAAUUUCCAACAUCACUAGCACUGAGAUUACACAAUCAUGUACCCUUGAGGAGACAACUGUAGAUGAGUCGAACUGGGAUUUCACUAACUCCAAAGGUUUACAUGCCGAAAUGAAAAUUUCUACUGGAAUCCCAUCCAUUUUUGACAUGAGCGUUACAGUUGGUGCUGAGGAGACAUUCACAUAUUCGAAAGGAGGCUCCAGGAAAAGGGAGAAAAAAUGGUCUCAGACUCUCACUGUCCAAGUCCCACCAAAACAGAAAAGGUAUAUCACGAUGGUAGCCAGAAAGUGCAAGCUCGAGAUUCCCUUCACUGCGCGCCUCACUCGCACUUACAAUAAAGGAAAGGUCGGGUCAACAAACAUCAGUGGGACCUACAGAGGUGCCUGUGUGAGUGAAGUUAAGACUGAGGUUAACCAGGGUUAGUGUAUAGCAGAGUCUUGAGGGACAGACACAAAGAGAUUCAGCUUGAAGCCUUAAACUAACCUGUACUUCAACCCAUGAUUCUUUGGAGGGAACUCCAUUUGAAUGUCUUUACAACAGCUGAAUUUGGAUUUCUCUUCUGGGCAUCUGCUUUUCAGAGCCAGGUAGAUAUUCUCAAACAUGUAAACUAAAUGUAAUCCAUGAAUGAGCAACAGUUAUGGUUCAGGAUCUAAAUUCUUGAAAGUUUAGAGGGAGUUUCUCAUGGGUCUUUGCUGCAAACAAAACUCUGACUUUAGUAUUUUUGCUAUAAUUCCAGUUUCAUUUGGACAUUUUCGAUGUUUGUCCUAAAGGUUGUGGUUCUUACUUGUGUAUUCGUGAUCAUUUGCUCCAUCGUAAUAAAAAAUGAGCAACUUUUCCAUUUUCUUUUGGGUUUUUUUCCCUGGAAACACUGUUGAAACAUGGAUGAUCAUUGUCCCGCCAAGAUAUAUAGCGUGUAUGGAAUUAUUUUCUUUGCACGUCUGCUUCAGAUUGAUGCUUUUUGAAACGGAUGAUUUUGUUCAAAUAAGUCAUUCUACUUUUCCUGCUGAAUAAAGAUCAACUUCAAGUGUA
This is a messenger RNA of Oryzias latipes (Japanese medaka), 1921 nucleotides long. The record is from RefSeq and is a predicted model, not a curated record. Lineage: Eukaryota; Metazoa; Chordata; Actinopteri; Beloniformes; Adrianichthyidae.